AUGUCGUCAAUAGUCAAUGCAGCCGUACACCCUUACUACCCCACUGAUCUAGACAUCGUGGGGUAUCUGGCCAAUGAGUGGGACACAUUGACCCUAGUGUCGAUCUUCGCAGCAGGAUGCACGGCUAUUUUCUUAACGACAUACCUAUUGGUGAUCAAAGUGCAGCCAAAGAUAUCACCGAGUGAUCUGUGGACUAUCAUGUGUGGCUGUAUCCACCUUUUCUUCGAGGGAUACUUUGUCUAUAAUUUCCGACAGAUGCCCAGCAUGCAAGAUGUUUUUGGACAGCUUUGGAAAGAAUACUCAUUAUCGGAUUCUCGAUACCAAACCCAAGAUGCAUUUGUGUUAUGCAUGGAGACCAUCACUGCCAUUUUCUGGGGCCCUUUGUCGUUUAUUUUGGCCGGGAUGAUCAUGAUUCAACACCCCCUGCGGUAUCCUCUGCAGGCCAUUGUGUCCCUUGGUCAGCUUUAUGGGGAUGUUCUUUAUUACGCAACCUGCAUGUUUGACCACUACCUUCUGGACCUUUCGUACUCCCGACCCGAAGCUUCGAUCUUUUGGGGGUACUUUGUCUUUUGCAAUAUAUUCUGGAUUAUUAUUCCCUUAGUUCUGCUCUACGAUAGUUUGUCAGUCAGCAAGAAAGCGUUUAUUGCUCUUUCGGCUGCAGAGAAAGACAUUCCAAAGACGGCGAAGAGGGAGUAG
Penicillium longicatenatum is the source of this 696-nucleotide messenger RNA. Its product is annotated as EXPERA domain-containing protein. Gene Ontology annotation, molecular function: cholestenol delta-isomerase activity; C-8 sterol isomerase activity; steroid Delta-isomerase activity. The transcript is spliced from 3 exons. Bases 1 to 696 code for a protein of 231 amino acids. Gene Ontology annotation, biological process: sterol biosynthetic process. The record is from RefSeq and is a predicted model, not a curated record. NCBI's taxonomy places the organism in Eukaryota, Fungi, Ascomycota, Eurotiomycetes, Eurotiales, Aspergillaceae. Gene Ontology annotation, cellular component: membrane; endoplasmic reticulum.